CUAAAGUUGAACCGGUUUAGAAUCCAGGAAGUAACUGUUGGGGUAACCGACGAUAGUUCCCUUCCGGUUUCAACUUGCGUUGCGUGAACGUAUCUGCGGACUGACGGGAAAUUUGAAUUUCUCAUUCGUGGGACUUUUACUUUCUUGAUCCAAAUGCUGCAAUGGCAGAAGCUAAAUAUUCCAUAUCUCCCAAUCAGCUCACCUGCUCGGUGUGUCUGGAUACGCUGAAUGACCCGGUCACUAUCCCGUGCGGGCACAACUACUGCAUGAACUGCAUUAAGAGUUUAUGGGAUCGGGAAGACGCGACAGGGCUUUAUAGAUGUCCGCAGUGCAGAAUGGAGUUUAAUCGAAGGCCCUUGCUCAACAGAAAUGCAUUGCUUGCUGGACUAACUGGGCAGUUAAAGGUAUCAACAGUUGGUCUUUCUCUUCCUCAGGCGUACGGAGGACCUGACGACGUGCUUUGUGAUUUCUGUAUCGGGAGCAACAGAGGGACUGCGACCAAGACCUGUGUCACCUGCAUGAUCAACUAUUGCGAGAUGCACCUACAGCCCCACAUGAGGGUUCAGGCUUUAAAGAGACACCAACUGGAGAAGCCGACUGGAAACCUCGAGCAAAGAAUCUGUUUAAAACAUCAAAAAAUGCUGGAAAUCUUCUGCAGAACCGAUCAGACGUGCAUCUGCUUAAUGUGUGCGUUGAUGGAGCACAGGGCGCACGACACGGUAAGACCAGCGGUAGAAAGAGCCGAGAAAAAGUUGCAGUUGGAGAAUACAAAGAAAGACUUGAAACAGAAAACUCAGGAAAGAAUGAGGGACCUGGAGAAGUUAAAAAUGAAAGUGGAAAGAAUAAAAGACUCUGCUAAGGCAGAAAUACAACAAUAUGAGGAGUCCUUCACUUUUGUUGUUCGGUCCAUUCAGAGGCUGAGGUCACAAAUCAUUGAGGUGAUUAAAGAGCAUGAGCAGAGACAAGUGGGAAUGGAUGAAUAUCGCAUAAAGCAACUACAGAAGGAAAUCGAAGAACUGAAGGGGAAAGACACUGAGCUGGAAGAGCUCUCAAAGACAGACAACCACAUUGACUUCCUUCAGAAGUUUUCAUCCAAAUAUGUUGCAUUCAGAUAUGGAUUACUACCCAGUAUUGAUGUUGAAAACGAUUUCCUUCCUGGCAAUCUGAGGAAAGAUCUUGAUUUAUUAAUAUCUAGUCUGAAGGAGACCAGCUGCUGGGAGUUUGUGAAAACCAAAACCAGUGGGAUUACUCCGUCUUACAUCUUGGAGAACAUGAUGAGCAAAGGUGUGAAGAGAAGUGCUCUUUUAAAAUACAAAUGUCAGCUCACCUUGGACCCCAACACCGCACACAGAAGCCUCCAUCUGUCUGAAACAAGCAAAAAAGUUACACUGGGGUCACAUAUGUCCUAUCCAGAUCACCCAGACAGGUUUGAGCAUCUCCCUCAAGUUCUGUGCAGAGAGACUCUGACUGGGAGUCGCAGUUACUGGGAGGUGGAGUGGACUGGAAAUUGCAUUGAAAUUGGAGUCACGUGUAAAGGAAUUGGCAGGAAAGGAAAGGGUAAUGAGGGUCGCCUUGGAUGUGACAAAAUGUCUUGGAGUUUAUGCCAGUCUAGUUCGGGUUGGUGUGUGAGACACGAUAACAAGGAAACUGAAAUCAAAGCCCCCAACAACAACAGAAUUGGGGUCUUUCUGAAUUGGCCUGCUGGCACUCUUGCCCUUUAUAGUGUGUCAGAUACAGCAACUCUCCUUCAUAUGUUCAAUGCCAUCUUUACUGAACCACUUUGUCCAGGGUUUAGCUUGAGUUCACAGUAUUACAUUAAUUCUGCACAUAUUAUAAUUUUAUAGGUUGCCACAUGUGCCCAGUAUGUGCUCUCUUGUCCAUAUUACU
Molecule: messenger RNA, 1887 nt
Organism: Polypterus senegalus (gray bichir)
Lineage: Eukaryota; Metazoa; Chordata; Cladistia; Polypteriformes; Polypteridae
Product: tripartite motif-containing protein 16-like
Exons: 6
Coding region: 162-1844 (560 amino acids)
Molecular function (GO): zinc ion binding; protein binding
Source: RefSeq, a predicted model, not a curated record